Messenger RNA from Bursaphelenchus xylophilus (pine wood nematode), 908 nucleotides. NCBI's taxonomy places the organism in Eukaryota, Metazoa, Nematoda, Chromadorea, Rhabditida, Aphelenchoididae. The record is from the annotation of a GenBank genome assembly.
AUGUGCGUCUACGAUAUCCCCAAUUACAAAGCGGACUAUCGAGCGCACAUGUACAUUACUGGGCAUUACUUGAGCGUCAGUCCGACCGAGGCGGUGAAGCUUACGGACUUGCAAUGCCCACCUCAAGGUGGACGGAUGGGAAUGUUGCCGGUGGUUCAGUUUAGCAGCAUCCCAACGUCGGAGAUUGCCAGUGAAAUCAGCGACAUGCAGAAGGUUUGCUGGGUAUGUUCAUAAACAGAAAUUUGCGCUAAAAAUAAUGCACUUUUGGCAAUUUUACCGCUCUGUUAGUAUCACCCAUACAUGCCGCCGUUUGUUUUCAGGACCUCAAUAACGAUGACAAGUAUUGCGUUGACGAUCUGGACCAUGAGAAAACCAUCGUCGUUUAUCGCAAGAACCCGAUUUCCAUGCGCAAAAUGCAACCGUUUACUUGUAUUGCUGCGGGUGGAAUAACGAUUGUGACGCGGCUGGCACUCGCUGUUCGUCCUUUAUCUAUGAUCAUGUCUCUGGGUAAGAACUCUUUCAAUCUGACACGUCAUUCUAGAGUUGACUACUACAUCGACGAUCAAAGCGCUUGGAAUGCGGACAGCUAUAAAGACCCGACGUUUUUGGUCCCGGCCAUUGAUAAAAACGACAAAUUCAACAGGAUUCGCGAGCAGUACAGCACCGUGCCCCCAACUACAACUCCAACCACAACAACUCCGACCACAGCAACGACUACUACCACUACUACUACUACCACCACCACCACCACCACUAAACCAACAACUCCGCUUACCACAAAAGGAACAGAUAAAACGACUUCCCCUCCGGUUACCAGCACAACUGCCGCAAAUGAAACGAAGAACCCAUGUUGUCCCUGUCCGUCAUGCCAAAACUUUGCAUUAUUUUUUGGCGGCUUCUUUGGCUAG